UGGUGAUAGUUUUGUAGUUUCUUCGAAUGUAGUUUCAGUUGUUAGUUGUCAAACAGUCUUAAUGAUAACUGUAAGUAGUUAAUCUUAGGAGAGUUAAUUUAACAUUUCCGAAAUCUAUAGUAAAAUUUCUUGGAACGUCAAAAUGCAUGACGCUUACGAACAAACGUCAAUAUUAAAUAUUUCCGUUCAAAUAGAAUCUAUAGCUGCUUACGAUGACAAUUUAUUAAUUGGUACAAGAGAAGGUCAUGUUCUUAUGUAUAAUGUUCCUUCCAUAACAGACGAUAGUCAUAAAUUAGAAUUAUUGCGCCAUAGUAAAAACUUCAACAAAAAACGCAUCACACAAAUUGAUGUUGUGCCAGAAUAUAAUUUAUUAAUAAUCUUAACAGAUAAUAUUCUUUGCGUGCACGAUUUGAAUUCUCCUAAUUUUCAACAAGUUUGCCAGUUACAAAAAACUCGUGGUGCUACAUUAUUUACUUUAGAUGUACAAACUACUCAGAGUUUAACUGGAGAAAAAAAUACAUUUGUACGUUUGUGUGUUGCUGUGAAACGUAAGCUGCAAUUAUAUUAUUGGAAAGCAAAGAAAUUUGAGGAAUUCAAAGAUUUUGAAUUAACCAUACCAGAUAUACCACGUGAAUUAUCUUGGUGUGGAGAUUCCCUAAUUUUGGGUUUUCGUGGUUUGUCAUACACAAUAUUGGACUUAAAUGGAAAAUCUAAAGAAUUAUUUCCAACUGGAAAGUCACCUGAACCAAGUGUUACAAAAUUGUCUGAUAAUUCGUUUGUAUUAGGAAAAGAUUCUCAGUCGUUUAUUAUGGAUACGAAGGGUGAAUUAAUUCAACAUAGUUCAGUAAAAUGGUCUGAUACACCAAGUGCAAUAGCUUGGGAUGAUCCUUAUUUACUUGGAAUUGUGCAUGACAGAUUAGAAGUAUAUACCAUAGAGGACUGUGUACAUAUUCAAACAAUAAAAGACUUAAAUAAAGCCAGACUUAUAUAUAGAUGUAAGCAGGGAAAGGUUUUCGUAGCAUCAAUUAGUCAUAUUUGGUGCGUAAGAGCUGUUGAUGUGUCACUUCAAAUUAGAACAUUACUUCAACAAGAACAGUUUCAGCUGGCGCUGAAAUUAACCAGUUUAUCUGACAUAACUGAAGAAGAAAAAAUUAAACAAACAUACAAAAUACAAACGUUAUAUGCGCAUCAUCUAUUUGCUAAUAAAAGAUUUCAAGAAGCAAUGGACUUAUUUUUGAAAUUAGGAACAGAUCCAUAUGAAGUGAUUACACUGUUCCCUGAUUUAGUUAUUUCAUCGAGCAAUAGUUCUGAACACAAUGAACCAACACCAAGUUUGCCUAAAUUACAAGAUCAUGAUUUAGAGAAAGGUCUGCGUGCGUUAAUAGUAUUCCUUACAGAAGUCAGACAUAAAUUAAUGGGCGAUGCACAGGCAAAAGAUAAAGAUAAUAAUAAAGAGAAGUCUUUGAUUAAAGGCGAAAAGAAUAUGACAGCAGUAGCUACUGAACAGCUUUUAAAAAUUAUAGAUACAACUCUUUUGAAAUGUUAUUUGCAGACUACUGAUGCGUUAGUGGCACCGUUGCUUAGGCUAAAUCAUUGUCAUUUGGCAGAGGCUGAAAGAACAUUGCUAAUGCACCAGAAGUAUCCUGAGCUUAUUAUAUUGUAUCAAACUAAAGGGCAACAUAGAAAAGCAUUGGAACUUCUUGAAAAACAUGCAAAAGAAAAUGAUCCUAGUCUUAAGGGAACUGAAAGAACAAUUUUAUAUUUGCAACAUCUGGGUAAAGAUCAUAUGGAUUUAAUUUUAAAGUUUGCUGGUUGGGUUUUGAAUGAAGAUCCAGAACAAGGACUUAGAAUAUUCAUGGAAGACAUACAGGAAGUUGAGCAGUUACCGAGACCAAAGGUAUUGGAUUAUCUUCUUCGUUGUCACGCAGAUUUAGUUAUAACAUAUUUGGAACAUGUGGUAAAUAUUUGGGAAGAUACUAAUCCACUGUACCAUAAUGUUCUAAUACAUCAGUAUAAAGAGAAAUAUUUAACGUCUUUGAACGAUGCCAAGACUCCUGGUGAAAAAGAAGCAGCGCAGCAUAUUAGGCAAAAACUAAAACAAUUCUUGGAGAAAUCAAAGCAUUACACCCCAGAAACAAUAUUAGUCCAUUUUCCAUUUAAUAAUUUGUUCGAGGAACGAGCUAUCAUUCUCGGACGACUUGGUCGUCAUCAACAAGUUAUAUCAAUAUAUAUUAAUCUUCUUAAUGACAUUCCAAAGGCUAUUGAGUAUUGUCAGAAUGUAUACACUAAAUAUCAAAGCCUAAGUAAUGCAGAGAAACAAAAACAGACUGAUGGCGCAGAGGAGAUUUAUUUGAUACUUAUACAACAAUUAUUGAAACCCGAUGACAAAGAAGUUUUAAUGACAGGAUGUAGUCCAGAACUUCAACGAACGGCACAACCUGAUUUGGAAAUGGCGUUACAGUUGCUAGAGAAACACGCAUCAAAAAUAAACCCGUUGAAAGCGUUAGACGUUCUGCCCGAUACAGUUCCUAUAGGUAGAAUAAAGCAUUUCUUGGAAGUCAGUUUACAGGAGAAACUGAAUAAUAGAAGGAGGAUGCAGGUAUUAAAAGGAUUGCUCUAUGCAGAACACUUGCAAGUGCAAGAACAACGUAUGCAUUACGAAUCGCAGAGUGUUCUUAUGACAGAAUUUAAUAUAUGCCCAGUAUGUAAGAAGAGAUUCAGUAAUCAGAGUGCAUUUGCCAGAUAUCCGAACGGCGACAUUGUACAUUAUUCGUGUCAAGAUCGUAAAAGUUAAAGAGAGAAAUAAAUAAAAUUUAUUUGUACUAAACGAUAUAAAAUGUACACUGCGAUGUAUUUCUGCUCAUAUUAUGUAUAUAAAUGUACACAUUUUCCAUUUGCCUUCCUUUCACUGUGAUCUAUUUUUAAGAUUAUUUUUAAUCGUAUAAUAUACAUAAAUCUAUAAUUUGUAAUAUUAUUUCCUUUAGAAGAAAAUGGAAGAAAAUUUUAGGAAAAAAUAGUGUAAAGUAUUACGGCUGACAUUUUAUUUAUAUUAUUAAAAAUAUGUGUGCGUAUAUAUAUACAGGUACGUAUGUAUG
Messenger RNA from Nomia melanderi (Alkali bee), 3095 nucleotides. RefSeq names its product vacuolar protein sorting 39 (gene Vps39). Gene Ontology annotation, cellular component: cytoplasm; membrane. Gene Ontology annotation, biological process: endosomal vesicle fusion; vesicle-mediated transport; intracellular protein transport. The record is from RefSeq and is a predicted model, not a curated record. Lineage: Eukaryota; Metazoa; Arthropoda; Insecta; Hymenoptera; Halictidae. Gene Ontology annotation, molecular function: protein binding.